This is a messenger RNA of Cinara cedri, 474 nucleotides long. NCBI's taxonomy places the organism in Eukaryota, Metazoa, Arthropoda, Insecta, Hemiptera, Aphididae. The record is from the annotation of a GenBank genome assembly.
CAGAUGUCCCCGUGCGCUUCCGUCGUCGGAUACGAAUCUCAACUGUUGGCCGACCAGACUUACGAGGACCACAACCGCGGCGUCGGCGGCAGUCUAACCACCACCACCACCAACAACAACAACAACAACAACGACCGACGCCACCGCCGAAACCACCGCGACAACGACGACGACAAUGACGGACAGCAGCGGUCGUCGUCGUCGUCUGCGCGGCCGGAACCGACCAGACCCAAACCGCCGCCGUCCUGUCGGUCGGCCGAGUCCCGAAAGGUCCGGUCCGGAGUCGUUUACGGCGGUCCCUCGGACGCGGCCGACGUUUCCGCCCUGUGCCGGCACUUUUUGGCCGCCUACAACAUACGUCCCGACUUUUUUUGCAAGUUCCAGGGCAGGACGAGCGCCCCGGCGGCCGGUCGGCAAUGUCGGUUUUCAGGUACGGAUAUAUGCUUAAACUUCGUCGUAGUAUUCCAAUGUUGA